UGUUCCAAGCCGCGACCCGACGCGCACGGAUGAAGACCGAAGAGCAAGUCCCCGAGGACAUGGCGCGACGGCCGGCGGCCACGCGCCGUCAGGAAAAACCUCCCUUUUCCUACAUCGCGCUCAUUGUGAUGGCUAUCCGGCACUCCCCCAACAAGAGGCUGACUCUUAGUGAGAUAUAUGCCUUUCUGCAACAACAGUUUCCGUUUUUCCGUAGUUCAUAUCAGGGCUGGAAAAAUUCGGUACGGCACAACCUGAGUUUGAAUGAGUGUUUUGUCAAGUUGCCGAAAGGCCUAGGGCGCCCCGGGAAAGGGCAUUACUGGGCGAUACACCCGUCCUCGGAAUACAUGUUCGAGGAUGGCUCGUUCAGACGGCGACCUCGAGGCUUCCGGCAGAAAUGCUCGACGCUGAAACCCCAGUACGCGGGUGGCGGCUACCUAUGCGGAAGUGGAGUGCCUCCGUUGCCCUCAUCCCAGCCGACGGCUUACGAGCUGGGCAGCACAAGCAGUGCCAGCGGAAGCACGGCAUUGGAGUAUGCAGCAAGCGGGUACACGGGUGCCAGCACCAGUCAGCAGAUGGGGUACGGUACGAGUGGAGAGUACUACCCGUACAGUACCUUGGGGGAUCGUGAUUGGCCCGCGGGUUACGGCGCCGGCGGGGGCAGCUUGGAGCCCUCACCCGCGCGCCACGACCUGCCCGAGCUGAUACCGAACUACCAGUACAGCGUCUCCAACGACUACGGCAUGCGAGUGCACGGUCAAAUGCUGUCACCUAAUUCCCUGACCGGUCCGCCGAUUAUCGCUUUGAGCAAUUUCGGGCACCACAUGUCAUCACCGGUCCCCCCCGUUACGGACAGGAAGCCCCCCACCCCCCUGCCGGCACUGCCCCCCGCGCCUUCCACCAUGGCCAUCACCUCACCGAGCUCCACUUCAUCCACCUUCCAUUCAUAUUAUGACCACAUCAUAGGAAAUGGAUAUCAAUAGACAAAUUCCGUUAGAGUGACAGAGAGGACAAUAGCUUCAAUAAAGGCUGGAGCGAAACAAGCAAACAUUAUAGAGUCGAUUAUCGAUCAAUAUUUACAUAUUUUAAUAUUAAAUGUUUUAAACAAUGUUUCGUAGCCGAUCCUAUUUUUAAAAGAUUAAUUAUUAAGAAAUAACUAUUGUGAUUUCAUUAUAGUAUACCUAGUAUUAUAUAGAUUUAGUGUUAAGCCAAAGAUUAGCGGUGACCAAAGAGUAAAUUUAAAUCCAAACAUAAUAGAAUACAUUGAGAAAGCGCAAGAACGAAUACAAUUCUCUAUGACUAAUAAAUACCUCCUGAAACUGAUGAAACAGUUGAUUUUUAUAGUAUUAGAAGUGACGAAGACGUUCUUCUCAAAAACGCAAAAUUGAGAAAGGUGAUCUUAUAAAUUAAUAAUAAUAAUAUUUAUUAAUCUUCAAAUUGAAUACGUUUAUUAGUAUUUCAUCUUGGAAAUUCGGUUGUUGUUAUACAUCGAACACAUAUAAGUAAUAUUCGUCGUAUGCGUGUUAGAAUCAUCACUGAAUAUUUUUGUUCUCAACUUUUGUUUUCGUAAUCUAUUGGUACCUUAAUAUUAGGUUUAAGUUGUAGACUCGCUAUGGAGUAAGAUAUUGAUAUGGAAUAAGAUAUAUAUGUAAGCUGUUUCUUUUAAAUAAAAUAUAAAACAAUAA
Leptidea sinapis is the source of this 1682-nucleotide messenger RNA. RefSeq names its product forkhead box protein F1-A-like. The record is from RefSeq and is a predicted model, not a curated record. The transcript has 3 exons. Gene Ontology annotation, molecular function: DNA-binding transcription factor activity, RNA polymerase II-specific; RNA polymerase II cis-regulatory region sequence-specific DNA binding. NCBI's taxonomy places the organism in Eukaryota, Metazoa, Arthropoda, Insecta, Lepidoptera, Pieridae. The coding region runs from base 30 to 980 and encodes 316 amino acids. Gene Ontology annotation, cellular component: nucleus. Gene Ontology annotation, biological process: animal organ morphogenesis; regulation of transcription by RNA polymerase II.